AUCCUCAAACCUCGAUGGACAGCCAAACGUCAGGCAACUGUGGUAGUCUUGACCACAAUAUGGAGUACGAUCAGCACCGAUUACCGCUGGAUUGUUGGAUAAGCAUAUUUUCUUUUCUAAAUGAGGAUGACUUAAUCAGAGUUUCGUGUGUGUGUAAGGAAUGGCAUGAAGCUGGAGAAACUCCAUGGCUCUGGAGAGAAAUGUGCUUGCGCCGAUGGGGUUUCUGCAACCUAGGCCAGCUCCUCGCCGCCUCCGAGAGGUACACCUGGAAAAGGUAUUACCUGCAUCGAGUGAAUCUGGAGCAUCAUAUGAAGUCAGGUAGGCCAGGAGGGGACUACACCUGCAAGAGCCUGAGAGGUCAUAAAGGAAAAGUUGUUGGUUUUUCUUACCUGGUGGGAAACACCACUCUCCAAGACAUUUGGAGAUGCUCUCCAGUUGUCUGCAGUGCAUCUCUGGAUGGCACAGUGAAAGCAUGGGACAUUCACAAGGGUGUCAGUCUGUGGUCCAGCUCAGCUGGGAACCCAGUGACUGCCAUCGUCACAGACCCACAGCAGUGUGUUGUAGUCACUUCUGAUAGCACAGGAGCCAUCAAAUCAUGGCAGGGCCAGUCGGGGGCGGAGCUGGCCACUUUCUCCUCCUCCUCCACUCAGUGCACAUUGCUGCCCUUCUACAAGGACGGAGCCUCUUUCCUCAUGGUGGGAACUGCUCCAGGUUCAUUACUUGUCUUGAGCUCCCCCUUUCUGUCAGAAAUAUCAAGGCAUGUGGUGUGUGACUCAUUUCAAAUAAAUAUUAUCCUCUCAUCCCCUGAUAAGAAAUGGAUACUUGCUACCUCAAAGGAGAACUUUGAUUUUAGUCCAAAGGUUUUCUGGAGUGCGAGCCUGUGCAGCCCUGUUGAAGAAGAGGACACAGUGUUUGUGAGUCUCCCCGUCAGAGGCUGCAUCGCUGCAGUCUUUCUCCCCACUCAGCCGGCACGUGUGGCCGUGAUUCACCAUUGGGGACCGGUCCACCACACGGCUCUCUCAGUCUUCGAUUUAGGCAUGAAGAAGUCCAAGUGCAACAUGGAGGCUGAGGGUCAGCAAGUCGAAUCAUUUCCACUAAAUUUAAAGCAGAGGCAUUCAGACAUCAUUCUUCACGCUAAAGGCAGCAGCACCAUUCUGCUUACUGAUGGCAAUGACCUAAACGUCUACACCCUUAAAGGGGCCCUCAUCGCUAGCUUUAAGGACCACAUACAACCAAUAAUCUCGCUCUGUGUGGACAGUUUCCGCGUGGUCACUGCAUCACGUGACUUGUCUUUAAGAGUGCUGACAUGGAAAAAGGACCAGGAUAAAGCGCUCACCCUCGAGAGCCAAUACCACCUUCUGGGAGGAUCCCACACAGCAUCAAGAGGAUUCACAGGGGUGGCAUGCGAUUAUGCAAGUAUAGUUGCAUCUGUGGAGUCUGUGGAGGGGAAGGAUGUUCUGAAGGCUUACAUUUUUAAUUCUUGAUCUACUUUUGAUUUGAACGAUGAUUCUAAUAUGCGGAGAACAUUUACCACUUGUUUUACUCAGAUUGUUUUAGGACUGUGUGAAUGUUUAUAUGAUUCUGGAGUUUUUAACAUUGCAGAUUUACCUUUUUAUCAUAUUAAAUAUUGCAUUAAUUCUAAUCAAAAUAGUGAUGUUUUAACUUUAACAAACCAACUAUGCUCUCAUGACAAUAUUAUUCUGUAAAAAUAGAUUAUUCUAAAGUUUAUGUAAAAGUUACUUAUUAAGCCUCAUGACUGAUGCAAUUAUUCGUGUAUGCCUUAAGCUUUGUUUUCAUUAUGAGAUAAUUGUAGUAAUGUAGAAAUAAAGAGGCAACGAGUAGACCAUUCAAGCAAGAGGAGAACCUGCCCCUGCCAUGAUCUCUCCACCUCGGCCAUGGUGAUCCCCCUUACGUUCGUUCACUGUGUAACUAAGACUUAAGGGAAUGUUUUUUUAAUAAUAAAUUCUUAAUAAUAAAAAUUACGAAUAUAGCGA
Molecule: messenger RNA, 1994 nt
Organism: Electrophorus electricus (electric eel)
Lineage: Eukaryota; Metazoa; Chordata; Actinopteri; Gymnotiformes; Gymnotidae
Gene: fbxw12
Product: F-box and WD repeat domain containing 12
Molecular function (GO): protein binding
Source: RefSeq, a predicted model, not a curated record